CAAAAGAAGCCCAAAUAAGCGCGUCUCCUCCGAAUCCAAUCUCCACUCUACAACCGUCAGAUCCAACCAUGCCCCGUGCCGUAAAAGGUGUCCUAAUUGAGUGCGACCCAUCCGUAAAGGCCAUAAUCCUCAAAUACGACCAGGAGCGGCACGAUUACAUCGUCGAGGACCUUGAUGACGAGCGCCAUCUGGUGAUUAAAGAAAGCCAGUUGCAGCACUUGAAAGCGCGCCUGAGUAACGAGCUGGAUGAGAAGAUCAUGCAACCGGAGGAGUCCGAGUCGGAGUGA
Blastomyces gilchristii SLH14081 is the source of this 287-nucleotide messenger RNA. Its product is annotated as RNA polymerase II transcription factor B subunit 5. The record is from RefSeq and is a predicted model, not a curated record. The coding region runs from base 69 to 287 and encodes 72 amino acids. NCBI's taxonomy places the organism in Eukaryota, Fungi, Ascomycota, Eurotiomycetes, Onygenales, Ajellomycetaceae. The transcript is spliced from 3 exons. Gene Ontology annotation, cellular component: transcription factor TFIIH core complex; transcription factor TFIIH holo complex. Gene Ontology annotation, biological process: transcription initiation at RNA polymerase II promoter; nucleotide-excision repair, preincision complex assembly; nucleotide-excision repair.